Molecule: messenger RNA, 1376 nt
Organism: Cylicocyclus nassatus
Lineage: Eukaryota; Metazoa; Nematoda; Chromadorea; Rhabditida; Strongylidae
Source: the annotation of a GenBank genome assembly
CCAGAUAUGUUCGAGAACCAUGUCAACGCCACAGCGGUUCGUUUCGUCACUGUAAGAAGCAGCGGAGGAAUCAAGCGUAUACGUGUCAAUGUCACCUAUGAGAGAGGAUUUUCAUCGGCGCCGACUCCACUGGAUGAAAAAAGUUGGUUCACUGAUGCUCCACCUUCACUUGACCUAGAAGGUUACGUAGACGAGGUGCCUGAGUGGGGAGGAGCGGAACAAGAAAUUUCUUCACGAGUUCCGAAACGGGAAGACUGUGGCGAACAAUAUAGAGUAAUUGAUGAGCCAUCUACCUCUACUUCGUCAAGGAGUUGGGACAAAUACAAUACUGAGCAACUAACACUUUUUGCUUCGAGAGAUGAAAAGCCUGAGAGCCUGAAAAGGAAAACAACCCUCGCCCUUACUUUCACUGGCACAGAUGGCCUCGCAAGAGUACGGGGGAUUUUUCCAGAGUCGCAAAGCAGUCAAAACUCCAGAAGCAUAGCACCAAAUGAUGCCAAUUAUGCGUACCGAAGGCAACAUGAACAGGGAAGUCGAAACCAUGUGCAGAGUGAAAGGAUAGCAAUCUGCCGGCUAUGUAACAUUCGCGUAAAGUCUACUUUGAGAAGAACACACAUCUAUUCGGAUCAUCUAGGGAAGCCAAUGUUCAAGUGCCCUUUUUGUGACGUUUCUUCCACAUAUCAUCAGUCUAAUAUCCGUGUUCACAUCAAGAAAAUUCACAAUGUCACGGAAGAGCCUAUUUGCUUCAAAGAUCAGUUCGAAGAUGAUAUCAACAGCUUUCUGUACAGGUGCUUUGGCGAUCGUCAGAUCUUUCGGCGCCAGGAUCCGGAAGUAAUCGCCUGCCUCAAUGACAUACUGAAUUAUGUUUGCGAUGGUGUUGCCGUGAAGUUUUCAGUGUCGGAUGACUUCCGUGAAUUCACACGUAAUUCAUCACGGCAACUUGCGGGUGGUGUGAACAAUCUGAGCAACAGUUUUGUUAGUCCAGCAUUUGCCCUGAGUGCGCAACCUCGGAACACUUGCAGGCUAUGUUCAGAAACUAAUGUCAAACAUCUCGAACGUCAUGUUCUCCAGCAUCAUAUAAAAAAGCCCAUGUAUCUGUGCCCGUACUGCGAUUUUAGCAACUGUUACUCACCAGCAUCGGUUAAAGACCAUAUCAAGAAUCGGCAUAGUUUGUGCGAUCUUCCCAUAGAUCUCAGGGACGAAAAUUCAGAGCUUAUUCAAUCAACUUUUUACUUGAUAAGUCCACUCAAUGGCUACAUUAUGCCUGUCGCUGUGAUCCGUUCUGACUGUAUUAAGGGGUAUUGUCAUCUUUGCAUUGGGAAUAAACUUUAAUAUAUUAAGUUGUAGAUAAUUAAGAAGACAACAGUAUUUAACAC